Messenger RNA from Siniperca chuatsi (mandarin fish), 5518 nucleotides. It is a transcript of the gene chdh, whose product is annotated as choline dehydrogenase. The coding region runs from base 133 to 2046 and encodes 637 amino acids. The record is from RefSeq and is a predicted model, not a curated record. Gene Ontology annotation, molecular function: flavin adenine dinucleotide binding; choline dehydrogenase activity. Gene Ontology annotation, cellular component: mitochondrial inner membrane. NCBI's taxonomy places the organism in Eukaryota, Metazoa, Chordata, Actinopteri, Centrarchiformes, Sinipercidae. The transcript has 10 exons.
CGCUCAGUAUAGUGAUACACUUUGUGCUGUCCCGUUAACUUAUAGACACAGCCCACUAAGCUCCGCCCAGUGUUCAGAGCAGUUGACCGUGUCGUUGAUUCGGUGAAUGAAGAAAACCCUCCCGGAACCAGGAUGUUCUCUUUGGCCACAUUAGGCCAAAUUGGAGCCCGGCGAGUUGUGACCACAACUCGAGGGAGAUUUAUGAAUUAUGGCAGGUGCCAGUUUACCUGUUUUCCAGAAUGUCAAUUUGUCCCUAGGACCAGAAACGGGGGCCGGUCCUUUUCCUUCUCCUCCUCCCUCAACUAUUACAGAUGCUUUAGUGCAACAGCUGCUCAUUGGAAUGCUUCAUCAUCACCUACAGACAAUCAGAAAACACCUUCCUACAGUUAUAUCAUUGUUGGGGCAGGGUCAGCAGGCUGCGUUCUUGCCAACCGCCUCAGCGAGGAUGCCCAUGAGUCUGUGCUGCUGCUGGAGGCUGGGCCGAAGGACAAGUUCCUAGGCAGCUUACGACUAUCAUGGAAGAUCCACAUGCCAGCUGCGGUGACCUACAACCUCUGUGAUGACAAGUAUAACUGGUACUACCACACUUUACCUCAGGCCCACAUGGACGACCGGGUGAUGUACUGGCCGAGGGGCCGUGUCUGGGGCGGGUCCUCUUCCCUCAACGCCAUGGUGUACAUCCGUGGACACGCUGAAGACUACAACCGCUGGCAGAGAGAGGGGGCCGAGGGCUGGGAUUAUGAACACUGUCUGCCUUACUUCAAGAGGGCUCAGUACCAUGAGCUGGGAGAAAACAGGUACCGGGGAGGCAGCGGACCUCUUCAUGUGUCUAGAGGGAAGACCAACCAUCCCCUUCACAAGGCUUUUAUUGAGGCGGGGCAGCAGGCAGGAUACCCCUUCACUGAUGACAUGAACGGAUACCAGCAGGAGGGCCUGGGCUGGAUGGACAUGACCAUUCAUAAAGGAAAGAGGUGGAGCACAGCCAGUGCCUACCUGAGACCCGUCCUGGGUCGACCCAACCUGAAGACGGAGGUACGCUGCCUGACCACCAAGAUCCUGUUUGAUGGCCACCGUGCCAUGGGCGUGGAAUACACACAGAAUGGACAAAAGAAAAGGGUGUUUGCUGAUAAAGAGGUGAUAUUAAGUGGAGGAGCCAUCAACUCCCCUCAGCUUCUCAUGCUCUCUGGGGUGGGAAACGCCGAUGACCUGAAACAACUCGACAUCCCUGUAGUUCAGCACUUACCAGGUGUUGGCAGUAACUUGCAGGAUCAUUUGGAACUGUACAUCCAGCAGCAGUGCACUCAGCCCAUCACCCUGUACAAGGCCCAGAAACCUUUUCACAUGGUUAAGAUAGGCCUGGAGUGGCUCGCCCAGUUCACUGGUUACGGAGCAACAGCCCACUUAGAAAGCGGAGGGUUCAUCCGCAGUCGACCACACGUCACACACCCCGACAUCCAGUUUCACUUCCUGCCCUCUCAGGUCAUUGAUCAUGGACGAGUUUCCUCCAAGAUAGAGGCGUAUCAGGUUCAUGUCGGACCAAUGAGAAGCACCAGUAUCGGCUGGAUGAAGCUGAAGAGCGCCAACCCUUUGGAUCACCCGCUUCUGCAGCCCAACUAUCUCUCCACUGAUAUUGACGUGUGGGAGUUCAGGGAGUCUGUCAAACUCUCCAGAGAGAUUUUUGCCCAGAAAGCUUUCGACACUUUCCGGGGUCCCGAAGUCCAGCCCGGUCCACAGGUCCAAUCCAACGCCGACAUCGAUGCUUUUGUCCGCCAAAAAGCUGACAGCGCCUACCACCCAUCCUGCACCUGCAAGAUGGGCUCGCCAUCCGACCCGAUGGUGGUCGUCGACUCGAACACGCGUGUUCUGGGUCUGGAGCGGCUGCGUGUGGUCGACGCCUCCAUCAUGCCCAGCAUCGUCAGCGGCAACCUGAAUGCUCCAACCAUCAUGAUGGCAGAGAAGGCUGCUGACAUCAUCAGAGGUCGCCCUCCUCUCGUUGACCCAGGGGUUCCCGUGUACCGACCGCCAACACUCGAUACACAGAGAUGAACAAAGAGAAGGAGGAGCUGAAGGACAGGGUUAACAGCUGGCAACAUUUAGCACACGAGUAAAGGGUACGUGUGGGUCAGAAACAGUUCACAACAUAAUCAGUCAUUAGGCAACAACAGGAGUGAACAGCUGAUAAUUUUGCCCUUGAUCUGAUAUUGUAAUAAUAAUGUGAGUAUGUUGUCUUGUUAACACAUCUGAUUUGCACACAACUGUUAGAUUUGUAGUCACAGGUUAACAAAAAUUAUGAAGGGCUGAUCUACGCGAUCUUAAUUCAAGGCCAUAAUGGUGAUGAAUAUAGUUUAUAUAUGAAAUUGAGUUUUACAAGUAUUUAAUUUGACGUCCUGACUGUCGUCUGAUUAGGAAACAGUGGCUCUGUCACUUCCUUAUUUUUUCAUUGAUGAAUUUAGUCUUAUUUUCCAUUCUGAAUUAUGUAUUUCUUUAGUAAUCUUAGAGCUAAUAUGAUGAAACUUGCAGGCACCAUGAAAAUGGUUUCCUCCCAUGCCUAGUUAGUGAGCUUUCAAUGACUAAAACCAAGUGUUUGCUCAGGUUACCUGAAUGGACUGGCCAAUUCUGAAGAUCAUCAUAUUUGAAGAUCAUCAGAUUUGAUUUAACAGACACUUGAUUUUACUUGCAAUUCAACGGAACUUUAUAGAACUGACCCACACUUUUUUUCCUGCCUCAUUGUUCUAGUCACUCUGAAUGUAAUGGAAAAUUGUACCUCGGAAAAUUUUACUUAAUUUACCUGGCAUUACCUUGUUGAAUAUGAACAGUGCAGCAACUUUUACAUGUUAGUGUGUGUGUGUGUGUGUGUGUGCGCUCUGAAGGUCAUAUGUCUUACAAACUACACAAGACUACAGUGAAUUUUAAGCCUUACAAAACAACUCUGACAUAAAUAAUGCCUUAAAAUACUUGCCUUUCCUUUAAAACUGACAUUGCUUAUAUAACAUUUCAACCACACUCUAUUAUACUGAGUUAAUCCACGGCGAGGUUGAAAUUCCACGAUACAUGAAAUGUUUUUAAUAGGGUCUAUAUUUUUAAAAUGGAAAGAAAACACCACUGUACACUCAUGUGCUACUCAUAUUCAUUUGUUUCAUUUUGUUUGUAGUGUUUUUACAUCAGCCUUUCUAGAUUGUAUCUCGUCACCAAAUAUUGUUCACAGCGGCAUUCAGCCAACACCCAAGCCAUGACGAUCAUGAUCAUGACUGAUCAUUGCUCUUGUUAUCUGACUGCUGAUCAGUAACCUCAGUUUCAUGCAGACUGCUUACUCAUACAGUCUCAGCAGCACUUUUUGUUUUGUCUGUUCAGAUCAGUCAUCACCUAGGUAACAUCCCUCUUCUGUUGUAAAACAUUGCCGAUUCAACAUUUUGAUAAAAUACAGUUUUUGUUGGUUUGUUGCACGCAUUUUAAAUCAGCAAGAAGAUAAACAAGAGUACAUUUAAUUCCACUUGUAAAAAAAGAAAAAAGAGUAAUUUAGUGUCUUCUCGUCUUGUUUCACAUUAGAGUUUUAAAACACAGUUUGUUGGAGCCAUAUCCCCAUGCUGUACUCUUGAAAAUUCCAGGGUAUGUAGUCCCUCCACUGUAAAAACUUGAGAUUCAUCAAGUUGUUGAUGUAACAGACACAUGCAUUUGGCAACCAGGUGUUUCUGCAUCAGUGUAAAGCUGUGAUUCAUCUCAUUACCUACAGAAGCAAUAACAAAGAGAUGGAACAGAUGGGCAAAAGCUGACACAGCUCAAUAGCACCCCACUAGCAUUAUUUUAACAUUUUCAAAGACGUGCUCAGAGUUGUUUUUCUGCUUUUGUCUGGGUCCAGAGUUAGAUUUGAUUUGCUCAGGACUCAAACUCAACUGGUCCUGGUCUCGGAACUGACUUAGACCUGAGGGUGCUUUCUCACUGGCAGUUUCGUACACAUCUGGAAGGGGUUUGCCUAAAAAUCUGGUGUGAACUUGAAUUUAGUUGCAUACAUUGUUUCCAAACCCUGGGUUAGGACCAAGAAACCAUACCAGAGUCAGUUUUUAAACUGUGGUAGGAUCCAUGUGCAGGGCUACAAUCCUCAUACUUACAGGAAGAAAAUGAAUGUUCUCAUGUUGGGAAACCAUUAUUUGUGGUAUUCUUGCUUUGUUGACAAGACAACAGUAGAGAUAAAAUCCCUCACAGAUAUGAGCAGAGAAACACGUUCAACUCCAGAACAGAAGUAAACAGGAGUUCGAGAGAGGACAAUCAAACAGUGGUUCAAACUCAACAAGGCUGGAAUUAGAGUUUUGCAUUGCCCCCAAAAUAUGAUUUCAUAACACAAUCAUAGUCUUGACUUGAAGCAGUUAAAGGAACAACCUUUUUAAAUGCUUGGCAUCACUGCAUACAUACAAUAGAAGAUUAAAACUGAUCCUUUGUGAGAGUCGUCAUGCUGUUGGUUGCUUUGGGUGAUCCAUGUUAUGGCUUUACCUUUGCUGUUCAAUCCUCAAGUAUUACAGCUCACAGCUUUUAGUUGCCUUUUGGUUCAGGCCAGUCUGUUAGCUGUUUAAUCUAAGUAGCAUUAAAUGCAAAUUAUAGCUCAGAAUAUCAAAUCUGGCUAGUAUAGAUCUAGUGUUGAACUGCUCUUUAUGUAAAAUAACACUAAAAUGACUAAAAACUAAACUACACUAAAACACAUUUUCAGUGUCAUUCUUGUGUAUAUACAUUUUUUCUAAAUGUAUUGAGGAUGUUUAUAAAGCUUUUGAAGAUGACUGUGUAUAACUGAUCAGAGACCGUUGGUGCCUGUAAGAUCAUUAUAUUCUGAUGUCAGUGUGAAUUACUGUAUAUACAGUAUGUGGUGUUUAGAUUUUAGAAUCAGCUUCACUGAAAAUCUUCCUCUAAUUUAUACAUGAAGUAUUGAUUUAGAUUAACUUCACAUUCUUUUGUUAUCAGCUCUAAUGGAAAACGCCAAGUGCUAGAAUGAAUUAUGAUUUUCACUACACUAUGAAAUAUGACAGUUAUUGUUUACAUUAUAUGCAGUGUUGUACAAUAUUACAUGAAUGUUUGAAUCAUUUGUAUCCUAAUGAAGGAGUAACACGGGGAUCGUAAAGGGAAAUUGAUUGUGAAAAUUCUUGCAGCGUAUGUUGGCAUGUUUGUUUGUUUUUUCUUCUUGAUUGUAAACAAACACUUCAAACCGUCCGGACCUUGUCCUCGUGACUUUAUUCAGUGAUCCUUACAAAAAUCCUCAGCAGGUUCAUUGUCAUUUCAGGCAAGAAUUCAAAUGUACAAAACAGGGUUUUUGUUUUCCAUUGGUACAAAAUCUAUAAGGUACUAGUAGUUAUGCUACAAAGUAGAUAGAACUAUAUUUUUAAAUUUCCAAACAACAAAUGGAUAGAAAGCAGAAAUCUUCAAGUUCAUCACUUACUUUUUACAAACACUGUACAGAUUGUAUACGUUGUUUCAUAGACAUCUGUAAAGCAUUGGAACAGUACGAAAAAAAUAAAGCUGUCAGUUGCACAACAAA